AAGCUAAAUUCUGAAAUGGGUAAGUUAAAGUUGCCUAAUAAAAAGAAAUUUGAGCAGGAAUUGGAAAAAGUGGAUUUAAUAUCUGAAGAAGAGUGGCAAAGGCGGGAACAUCACCAGUUGCAGCGAAUUCAGGAUGUGAAAAUAUGCCUGGGCUUCAUCAGUGAGUCAAUAACGGAUUACAAGCAACUGGUAGAGGAGCAGAGCAAAGCGGAUCAAUGGAAUCGUUAUUUAAGUUGCGACAAGCUGCCCCGGGUGAAAUAUCCACCCGAGAUUCGUAACAUGAUUUCCGAGAUGCGUGACUUGGAGGCCAGGGAUGUGGACUCGGGGGUCAAUUGGCAGCUGUCGGUGGACGAGUGCAGUCUACUCACCCAGGAUAUAUUUCGCAAGGAUCUGACGCGCCAAACGUUGAGGACAACCUUGUGUCCGCAAAUUGGCCAGUUGUACGACAAGCAUAUUCAACAAAUCCUGACUACCUUGGAUCGAAUCGAAGUAAUGCUGAACAGUGAAUACGAGAUGAAAGAUGUGCCACAGCAACGGCACUUGGAUAUUAUAGCAACUCGCCAGGAACUCAUCGAGGAGAUCGAUGUGUAUCUUGAUAAGCUAACUUAUCGCAUCGUAGCUGCGCCCUGUGCUCUCAAAACCUCAUCUGAUGGGAUAAUGGAAAACUAUUGCUACAAGAGCCCCAAUUACAAUCUACAAAUCUGGUGGCUUAGCGAUGUGCCCUUUCGCAUUAAUCACCUGAGUCCACCAGUAAUGCUGGCCGAUUUGGAUUGUGUGGGUGUUCGUGUUCAGAUACCUUUGAGUGUACUGUGCGAUAAUCUGACGCUUCGUUGUGUGCACAGCUUCUUCGAUCAUGUUUCGGAGAGUGCGAAGAGCUUUGGACAACAGAUGGAUAUGUGUCCAAAUGCAUUGAACGGUGGCAUGAUGGACAUUGAGGACUGUUUGAUCAAUGAGUGGCUAAUGCAGGUGGACAUUAUGGAUAAGAUGAUAAAUAAGCUGGAGUUGAAAAUCAUGGAAUAUAAGAAAUUCAUGAGUCAAAUGAGCGUAAAGGUUGCGCCACCGAAAUGGGGUGAGAUCGAUCAAAAAAAGAGAAAAUCAGACAAAAGCAGCAAAUCGAAAAAUGUGAAAAAACCAAAGGAGCCACAAAACCUGCCCGACGGCAUGUUUCCCGAUCCGUAUGACGCUUUCCUGGAGCAGGAGCAACAGGAAUUUGAUGAAUUUCUGGACAAGUUCAUGAAUCCACUCAAUUUGAAACUAGGUCCGCAUGAAGUCAACUUGCGAUAUUUCAAUAUGAUUGGCGGCCUUUACUCGCUUUUCUUUGUGCCUAAGCCCAAACACACCCACUUUCAGAAGUUUAACAUUACCUUACACAAAGAUGGACGAAUACUUCACAGGUCAGAGGAAGUGCUUGCCGAUAUGGGAGAUGUUGGUGAAAAGACCGAUCAUAGAUCACCAUUGACGCGACGCUCUGCCUACGAAGAUGCGAAAAAUUUAAAUUUAAAGUUGCAAGACGACGAACUGCCUUUUUUCUGGAUCACCUUUCAGCUGCCGGAGUAUCUGUGCCGAUUUGGCGAACCACUGGCCUGCCACUUCAUCGAAGAGGAAGUCGAGGAAGUGGAGCCGGAGCAGCUCGAGGUUGAUAUCGAGGAGCAUCGAUCGAAAAAGAAGAAAGUGCGAAAAAGUAGUCGCGGACCAGAGACUGAUGCAAAUAAUGAGAAAACCAAGAGUAUUGAAAAAAACGGCAAGAUAUCAAUUGAUGAGUGUUUCAUGCUGCGCAGACCCACACAGUCAAUAAUAGCGCCAAAGGCUCAUACUCCAAGGAACAUUUACCGUCCUCCAUCGCUGGUUUCACUACAAUAUAGCACCUUAAAGACUUUCCUUCGGACUCGUUCGCAGGACGUGACUUUGCACAACUUCGAUGUGACAGGCCAUCUAACCAGUCAUCAAAUCCAUGAUCUACAGAGGCAUUGCAUACCCCGCAUCCUGUCCUCGUUUAAGUUUCCCAUGGAGUUCAAAAUGGAGAAGUCCGAGGAGAAGAUGGCGAAGAAGAAGUUGCGCGACAAAAGGUGCACUUUAUUUCGUCGGCACCAAGUCGAGUUACCGGAUGAUCAAGAGGAUGACGAACCGGAAUACUUUACCUAUGAGAAGCAGGCUGGACCCGAACGUAUCUAUCCAGUGUACAACUUGUACGAUAAGGUGCAGUUCCAGCAGUCAUCCUCAUCGAGUGAAGUGCCCUCGGAGCCGGAUUUACGUAAGACUAAGGAAAACACAUUGGACAUCGGCAAUCACUCUAGCAAUGUCAGCUUUUACGGUGUCCUGGACACUCUCAAUGCGAUAAAGGAAAAGUACAAAUCGCGCCCAAAAACAAUCCUAAAUCAGCAACAGUUUGCUCCCAAGACUAUUGUGCGCACAUAUUCGAUAGUGGAACCGUUUGAUAGCCCUACUGGUCGCAGCAAGCCUGCAGUUCGCAUAGCGACUAUGAAUAGCAAGUUUUUUCCAUCCAGUAGAACCGGACGCUUACCAUACAUUCGCCCCUUCGAUUUUGAGUCUGAUAACGAGAAUCAUGAGAGCGAAUCGAGCACUCUCUCGAUGCAAGGCGAAAUCAUACAGUUGACAAAGAAGUCCAUUGUAAAGGAGCCGGAAUCGGAACGGAUCCAGAAACCGGAGCGACUCAAGGUUAAACACUGGACCACAAAGUACAUAAAACGUACAGAAUAUGAUCCACAGAGUUUUACGUUCAAGAUUCAAACAGAUCGAUUGGGUAUAUUUGGCUUUGCCUGCAAACGAUACGAACACUUUCCAUUUCGACAUUGGCAACUGCAAUACAAUGAGGAGAACUCCGACGAGAUCAUCUUUACACUGGAUACCCACCACGUGCGAAUAGUUCUGUUUAUAACUAAUGCCGGCAUCCGGGGCUAUGUGACCAAAUUAACCGAUGAAUAUGUAGCCAAGCCUGUAAAGUACGUGGAAAUUGAGCAACCCAUCUCUGACUACCGCGAGUUGCGCAGGCGCUUCUGCGAGAAGAACGUCAAUAUAUUUGCGGAGAACGAUGCUUUGUUUUAUAUUGAGAACGGUUACUUCUCGGUGAAGCAUCUGGCAGCCGAGUUGCAUGUCUACGAUGCAUUUGCCGUCCACUGUAAGCUGGUCAAGUUCUUUCGCAGUGAUUGGAAUCGUUUGUCGACAAGGCGAAAUAUUGUGCUGUGCAUGCGUAAUCCCAAGGAUUUGAAUGAGGGCGCCGUUACCAUAAGGGUCACACCCAACAAUUCAACGUUUGUGGAGGUCUCCGAGCCGUGCUCCGAUAAUCUGGAAACAAUUAAAUUGGCUUACCAGCUCACCUGGCGAAAUAUUGGUACCUACUCGGAUGUGCAUCAGCUGAUCAAUUCAAUGUAUCCCCAGGCAACGGACGUGCGCAAUCGAGAUCCUAAAUUGAUAUACUACAUACGCACCCUGCUCAAAGAGGUUCGUCCGCUAAGUUUCUCGUAGCUAGCAGCUCGAAAUAGUCAGUGUUUUGUUCAACUAAUCAAAAUGCAUUCGCCACUCCAAUUGAAGUCAAUUAAAGCCAAUUGUAAAUAA
Drosophila grimshawi is the source of this 3573-nucleotide messenger RNA. RefSeq lists its product as uncharacterized. NCBI's taxonomy places the organism in Eukaryota, Metazoa, Arthropoda, Insecta, Diptera, Drosophilidae. Bases 16 to 3483 code for a protein of 1155 amino acids. The transcript is spliced from 10 exons. Gene Ontology annotation, molecular function: microtubule binding; beta-tubulin binding. The record is from RefSeq and is a predicted model, not a curated record.